AUGCUUUGUUGGUCUUUUGUUCGUGUGUGUGUCUCUCUCUGUCUCUCUCUCUGUCUCUGUCUCUGUCUCUCUCUGUCUCUGUCUCUGUCUCUGUCCUCUCUCUGUCUCUCUGUGCCUCUCUCUGAAUCUCUCUCUCUGUCUCUCUGUCUGUCUCUGUCUGUCUCUCUGUCUCUCUGUCUCUCUCUUCUCGUCUCUGUGUGUCACUCUCUCAUCUAUUUUCAGAUGGCUCCGCGCAAGCUCCGCGACUUGAUCCAGCGCGUGCGCAGCGCCAAGACGGCAGCGGAGGAGCGCGAAAUCGUGCAGAAGGAAUGCGCAGAUAUUCGUACGUGCUUCCGCAGCGAGGAGCGCGAGUACAGCGCCCGCAACGUCGCCAAGCUCCUCUACAUUUACAUGCUGGGCUACCCCGCCCACUUUGGCCAGGUUGAAUGCAUGAAGCUGGUGUCAUCCAACCGCUUCUUGGACAAGCGCAUCGGCCAUCUGGGCACCAUGUUGCUGCUCGACGAGGAGAAGGAGCUGCACCUGAUGGUGACCAACUCACUCAAACAGGACAUGAACCACAAGGUUCCGUAUGUGGCCAGCAUGGCCCUGUGUACGCUCGGCGCCAUCGCAUCCCGCGACAUGGCUCGCGACUUGGUCGGCGAGGUUGAGAAGCUGAUCAAGUCCUCCAACGCCUACAUCAAGAAAAAAGCCACACUUUGUGCCGUCCGCUUUAUGCGCAAGGAUCCCAUGCUUGUCGAAAACUUUCUCUCCUCCACCCGCACUUUGCUUUCGGAGCGUCACCACGGCGUCCUCAUCACAGGCAUUACCAUGAUUGAGGAAAUUGCCAUCAAUGAUCCCGAAGCACUCGGCCACUUUCGUCGCUGUCGCAUUCUCCGCCUCUUGCGUAUCUUGGGCAAGGGCGACAUGGAAGCUUCCGAGGCCAUGAAUGACAUUUUGGCUGAGGUGGCAACCAACACAUCCAGCACAACGAACGUGGGCAAUGCCGUUCUCUACGAGGCCGUGCGCUGCGUCAUGGAGAUCAAGGCCGAGAGCGGCUUGCGCGUUCUGGCCAUCAACAACUUGGGCCGCUUUCUGCUGAACCCCGACCGCAACAUCCGCUACGUGGCCUUGACAACGCUUCUGCGCGUCGUGCAAGGUGGUGAACAAGGCGCCGAGGCCGUCCAACGGCACCGUGCCGUGAUUGUAGAUUGCCUGCGCGAGCCUGACGUAACCAUUCGUCGCCGUGCAUUGGCCCUGGCGUUUGCCCUCAUCAACUCGAAUAACGUUCGCUCAGUUGUGGCCGAGCUUCUCAGCUUUCUGGAGGUGGCCGAGAAAGAGUUUCGCGCCUACAUGGUCACCGAGCUCUUGGUGGCAUCGGACAAGUUUGCGCCCACCGCCAAAUGGCACGUCGACACUCUGCUGCGCGUGCUUGAGCUGGCCGGCGGUCAUCUGACCGAGGAAGGCGUGGCUGAGGUUGUUCAGAUUAUUGCCGAGAAGGACGACUUGCAUCGCUAUGCUUCUCAGCGCCUUUUUGUGGCCUCGUGCAAGCCCAAGCCAUCUCAACCCUUGUUGCAAAUCUCUGCUUGGUGCAUCGGCGAGUUUGGCGAUCAGUUGAUCGCUGGUGGUGCCAUUGAGCCUGAAGAGGGCGCAGAGCCCAUUAUUCCCUCGGGCGAGACGUUGCUGGAGCAUCUCAAGGGUAUCGUGCAGCACCCCAGUCAUGGCCUGGCAACCAAGGAGUAUGCCAUGAACGCAAUCAUGAAGCUGUCGGUUCGCGAUCCAAACUUGGCUGGCAGUGUGCGCAACACGUUGGAUCCCUUCCGUCGUGCGCACGACGAGGAACUUCAGCAGCGUGCAACCGAAUACUCUGCCGUGUUCUCUUCCUUUGAUCACAUGCGCGCCGCAUUGUUGGAGCGCAUGCCCGUCGCGGAGAGCAAACAACACCGCGUCAUCACAGACCAGGAACCGACUCCGCAAAUCGCAGCACCGGCCGAAGCUGCAGGCGGCGGAGAUCUGCUUGACUUGCUCGGCGACUCUGUCCCAGCUUCAACUUCCGCUCCAACGGGCAGUGCCGAUAAUGGCUUGUUGGAUCUCUUGGGCGGCGGGGCACCAGCGUCUACAAACACACCCAUGAGUGGCGGCGACGGUGGUCUCUUUGAUCUUCUCGGUGGUUCAACUGGGUCAACGCCGGCGGCGCCUCCCAGCAGCAACGGCGGUCUUGAUGAUUUGUUGGGCGGCCUGUUGGGUGGGUCCUCUACUCCAGCCCCAGCCGCGACCUCUGCCCCCUCCAGCGGUGGCCUAGAUGAUUUGCUUGGUGGCCUGGGAGGCGGCUCUGCGUCUGUUGAGCCCGCGUCAAACGGCGCCGAUCCCUUUGGUGGAAUGUUUGGGGCUGGCUCACAGGCGCCGGCCGCUCCUGUUCCUUUUGAGGCCUUUCACGAAGAUGGCUUGCGACUCAUGUUUGCAGCCACCAAGCAAGCAGACGGUCAGAUUGUGGUGGACAUGGUUGCCACCAACAGCACCAUGAACGCACUGACAAACUACAACCUUCAAGUGGCAGUACCUCGGUCAUUUACUGUCCAGCUACAACCAGCUUCAAGCACCACUGUGCCUGCAGUCAACUCGGGCCAAGUGACCCAGAAGGCAUAUGUCACAACGAGCGGCGGAGCACCCCUGAAGAUGCUGUUGCGUAUUAGUUACGAGAACGAUGGCAUGCCCAUUAUGAAGCAACACCAGGUGGCGUAUCUGUACCGCAAGCUGCGUGCGCCUGGUUUCAAGGUCGAAGGCAAGCAUGCCGUCAUCACCGGCGGCUCUCUAGGCCUCGGCCUGGAAAUUGCCAAGAAGUUUGCCGCGGCUGGCGCCAACGUGACCAUCAUGGCUCGCAACGAAGCCAAGCUCAAGGCCGCCGUGGAGGAAAUCAGCCGCAACAAAAAAGAUCUCAGCAAGAUUUGCUACGUGCCCUGCGACGUGACAAACGUCGAGGCAGUCAGGGAAGCUCUGACCCGUGCUACAUCCAUCAAUGGUGCCAUUGAUUAUUUGAUUUGCAGCGCAGGCAUGGCGGCGCCUGGCUACUUUUUGGAGUCUAAGAUUGAGACUCAUCGUCAGCAGAUGGAUGUCAACUACUUUGGCUGCGUCAACAUGGUCCACGCAGCGCUGCCCGACAUGAUCCAGGCCAAGCGCAAGCCCACCAUCAUCCUCGUCAGCAGCGCCGUUUGCUUUGGCAGUUUUGUGGGCUAUUCACAGUACUCUCCGUCCAAAUUUGCCGUGCGCGCCCUUGCUGAUGCCCUGCGCAACGAGCUCUUGCGCUACGACAUUCGUGUGAUGAUUUACUUCCCAUCCAGCAUGAACACCCCUGGUUUUGAGAUCGAGGAGCUCACCAAGCCCCAGGAGACGCGCGACAUUGAGGGUCAAAUGGGCCUCAUCGAAGCGGACCAGGCAGCGCAAAAGUUGAUCGACGGCAUCGCCAGCGGUGCUUACAGUGUUACCACGGAAGCUCUCGGCGAGUUGGCUCGCAUGGGCACUUGUGGUAUUCAGCCGCGCGAAAUGCCCCUCCUCGAAAUUUUGGUGGCACCAAUUUUCGUGGUUGUAGCCCUCGGAUACCAGGUCUACAUGGACUAUACGGCGCGCAACGGAGCUGGCAAGUCCAAGAAGGAGUAAGCUUGAUGACGGCCCAGGGCUGGGGCGACAAAUUGAGAGAUCUUUGCGCCAUAAAUUCAUGAGUGAAACG
Molecule: messenger RNA, 3700 nt
Organism: Monosiga brevicollis MX1
Lineage: Eukaryota; Choanoflagellata; Craspedida; Salpingoecidae
Exons: 32
Coding region: 1-3630 (1209 amino acids)
Biological process (GO): receptor-mediated endocytosis; sphingolipid biosynthetic process; Golgi to vacuole transport
Cellular component (GO): membrane coat; AP-1 adaptor complex
Molecular function (GO): 3-dehydrosphinganine reductase activity; clathrin-cargo adaptor activity
Source: RefSeq, a predicted model, not a curated record